This is a messenger RNA of Alosa alosa (allis shad), 819 nucleotides long. It is a transcript of the gene nme2a, whose product is annotated as NME/NM23 nucleoside diphosphate kinase 2a. The transcript is spliced from 5 exons. Gene Ontology annotation, biological process: UTP biosynthetic process; CTP biosynthetic process; GTP biosynthetic process. Gene Ontology annotation, molecular function: nucleoside diphosphate kinase activity. Bases 153 to 611 code for a protein of 152 amino acids. Lineage: Eukaryota; Metazoa; Chordata; Actinopteri; Clupeiformes; Clupeidae. The record is from RefSeq and is a predicted model, not a curated record.
ACGUGAUUGGAUUAGGCUAAAUGCGCCUUAGGUUGGGUGCCUUGGGACAGUCAUUAGGUAAAUCAACAAUCGGCGGCGCAGUUUGUGUGGUAGCAAUUUAGAUCUUGCUAGGUCCAGAGUGCUGAAUAAACAAGCUCUUAGUGGACAGAGCGAUGUCUGGAAACGAAGAGCGCACCUUUAUAGCUAUCAAACCGGAUGGCGUGCAAAGAGGACUUAUUGGAGAGAUAAUCAAGCGGUUUGAACAAAAAGGAUUCAAACUGGUCGGAAUGAAGAUGAUUCAGGCACCUGAGGACCUUCUCCGGCAGCAUUAUGCUGACCUCAAAGACCGACCUUUCUUCCCUGGGCUUGUCAGCUACAUGCGUUCUGGUCCUGUUGUUGCCAUGGUUUGGGAAGGUAUGAAUGUUGUUAAGACGGGUAGAGUGAUGUUGGGAGAAACCAAUCCCGCUGAAUCCAAGCCAGGCACAAUUCGCGGGGACUUCUGCAUUCAAGUUGGCAGGAAUAUAAUCCAUGGCAGUGAUGCAGUUGACAGUGCCACUACAGAGAUCAACCUUUGGUUUAAACCAGAAGAGCUCACAUCUUACACUAAAUGUGACCACAGCUGGCUGUAUUAGGCCUAUGUCCUUCAGUUUCUCUUCUUUUGUUGUUACCUUUCAUGUUGUACUUUGCAUUGAUUUAUGACAGUUGACAACAGUAACUUCAUCUUAUUUUCUUGGAGUUUUUCUGCUGUGUGUUGUGACGUUUGUAUUUGUAUAACAAGUUCUAUUUUCUGGAUAUUCCUUUGUUGUAAGACACCACAUGGAAUAAAGGAUAUGAUAUUCA